AUGCCUUCAUUACAAACGCUAUACUUAAACAACAAUCAAUUUUUACAAAUAUAUUCAACAAUGGGUAUACAACAUCCAUUUUCAACAACAAUCAACACAAUUUUCAUAAACAAUUGUAAAUUAACCGUAAAUUAUAUCAACAAUAUCGUAAAUUUAACACAAUUACAUAUGUCGAACAAUAUAUUAAUAAACGAGUUAAUCGCGAUUACAUUUCAAAAAAAUAUUCAUCUAGAAAUAAUCGAUUUAUCAAAAUGUUCAAUAAAUCAUAUCGAUUAUUUAACAUUUUAUCCGUUAACAAAUUUAACCGAAUUACAUUUAUCGGAUAAUCGAAUCAAUUAUCUUCAUUCGGAAACUUUUUUAUAUAAUUUAAAAUUAUCGUACUUAAAUCUAUCACGAAAUCAUUUUAAAACUCUUGAACCGAUUCAAUCGAUUUCGUUAAAACAUUUAGAUCUCUCAUAUUGUGAGCUAAAUAUCAUUGAACGUAACACUUUUAAAUCGUUAACAGCUUUAAUUAGCUUAAAUUUAUCCAACAAUUACAUCGAAUAUCUUCCCGAUUAUUUAUCGAUAAAUAAUCUACAAUAUUUGGAUAUAAGCUAUUGUCGAUUGCUUCUAAUCACUGAUUAUACUUUUAUCGAGUUUAACCAGUUAACUAAGCUGAAGUUAAAUGGUAAUCGAUUUUAUCAACCGUUUAAGGAGACUAUGUUACCGGAUACGUUAACUUCAAUUGCGUUAAACGAUAAUCCUUGGAGAUGUGAUUGUUAUUCGUUAGAUUUAAAGUAUUUUUACGAUUAUUUAAAUAUCAACGAUUUAACAAGCGAGAGUAAUUUAGUUUGUUAUUCGCCAACAAAUUUAACUGGUUCUACCUGGAACAUAGCUUGUAAAAAACAAUGGUUCCGUUACAAUUUAAUCAAUAAUUUUAAUCAUCCAAAUACCAACACAAUUCCACAUUUGGAACGAGUUUGGCUCUUUUUGAUUAUCACUUUUAUUACGUUAACAGUUUUAUUUUGUGUGGUCUCCAAUGCACGACGAUUAGUGACGCAACGUGCGCGUCGAGAACAGGUACAAAUGGAACGAUUAGCAAACGAAGCUCGAGAACGAUUACGUAUGAUUCGGGAUCGACAAACGAUGAGUUUAAAUAAUAUUGCGGCUUCGACUAAUGCUCCGGAUCCAAGAGAUCUUAUAUCGCCGCCUUCGUAUGAGGAAGCUUUAUCUAUGUUACGUCCAAGUAUUAGUGAUUUACGUUUAAAACGACCGCUUUCGAUGUUAUCCACGGAAUCGACUCCUAACAAUAUGAUUUCAAUGAGUAAUGCACAUGAUCAACAAUCGAUAUCGGUUUCGUCGUCAGCGUCAUCGUUAAUCGUUUAUCAAGACAAUAAUCCACAUGACAGUCGAAAUAAUGUUCAACAAUCGUUAUAG
This is a messenger RNA of Chrysoperla carnea, 1416 nucleotides long. RefSeq names its product leucine-rich repeat-containing protein 15. The transcript has a single exon. Lineage: Eukaryota; Metazoa; Arthropoda; Insecta; Neuroptera; Chrysopidae. Gene Ontology annotation, molecular function: protein binding. Bases 1 to 1416 code for a protein of 471 amino acids. The record is from RefSeq and is a predicted model, not a curated record.